Hirsutella rhossiliensis is the source of this 1149-nucleotide messenger RNA. RefSeq names its product alpha/beta hydrolase family domain-containing protein. Bases 1 to 1149 code for a protein of 382 amino acids. The record is from RefSeq and is a predicted model, not a curated record. The transcript is spliced from 5 exons. NCBI's taxonomy places the organism in Eukaryota, Fungi, Ascomycota, Sordariomycetes, Hypocreales, Ophiocordycipitaceae.
AUGGCGCUGCCUCGUCAAGCUGUGCUUCUCUGGACUGGCGCCAUUCUUCUUGCUGCUCCCUAUGUCCUGUACAUCAUCAUCCUUGGCCUGUUGACGUCUCCCCUUGUCCAGAAACACGCCCUGUAUGCACACAAAAUAAACAGCCUCCGCUGGGCCGACGUCAACCGGCCCGAGAGAUGGGGUUUUGCAAGCAACCAAGUCACGCCCUUUACCCUGGCCACGUCCGAUGGCGAAAGCGUCUACGCGUGGCACAUCACGCCAUUGCCUUUGUAUCUGAAGAAUGAAGCUAGGCUUACGAGCCAAGCACUGGGCCAUUCUCCUGACUUUGCAAAGACGGAAUCGUUUCGGCUGCUGAAGGGAGACCCGGAAGCCAGGCUGAUUCUCUACUCCGUCCGGCCAGACACCUACCACGCGCUGACCGACACUUCAUCCUAUCACCUGGUCGCGAUCGACUACCGCGGCUUUGGCCACUCGACGGGCGUUCCCAGCGAGGAUGGCCUGAUUCAAGACGCCUCGGCGCUCGUCGAAUGGGCAAUCAACGUGGCGGGUCUCCCGCCCAGUCGCAUCGUCCUGAUCGGGCACAGCCUCGGCACGGCUGUCGUGAGCGGCGUGGCGGAGAGGUACGCCGUCAAGGGAGUCGAGUUCGCCGGCAUCGUCCUGGUUGCCGGCUUCAGCGACCUGGCCUCCCUGCUAAGCGGAUACCGCAUCGGCGGGCUGAUGCCCCUGCUGGGACCAUUCGCUUCCUGGCCGGCCUUUGUGCGGCUGCUUGAUCGGUUUGUGGUGGAAAAGUGGCACUCGGCGGACCGGCUGGCCAACAUUGUUCGCCACACCAAAACGAGACUGCGCCUGAGUCUGGUCCAUGCCAAGAACGACGGGGAUAUACCGUGCACGGAAGACGACAAGCUCUUCCGGGCGGCGGCGAACGAGACGGUCGGCAUCGUGGAUGAUGACAAGUUUGCUGCAUGGAAAGAAGAGCGGACGGUGCACAAGGGCAAAGAUGCCUUUGUCACGACCUGGACUUCAGACCCGGAUAUCAUCGUGCGACAAGAGCUGUUUCCUUAUGGAGCUCAUGAUCCCAUUGUGGGCUACGCUCCGGUUACGCUGGCCGUCAUGAGGUCUUUUGACUACCAUGGGACCGCGUACGCUUGA